This is a messenger RNA of Penicillium canescens, 584 nucleotides long. RefSeq lists its product as uncharacterized. Bases 1 to 309 code for a protein of 102 amino acids. The transcript is spliced from 3 exons. Lineage: Eukaryota; Fungi; Ascomycota; Eurotiomycetes; Eurotiales; Aspergillaceae. The record is from RefSeq and is a predicted model, not a curated record.
AUGAAAUGGCGCGAGCCCGACGCGUCGCAGGAGUCUGUUCCGGCCCACCACCCUAAAACGGUUGGCAACCAUCUUGUGAUGGCCAUUGGACUUUCGUUAUCGAAUGAAAGUGUUCAAAACAGCUACUUCAUCGCCUCGCACUUGCUCCAACGCUUUGGAUAUUGCUUGCGACAACCCGCUGAGCAGCAGGGAUCACUACGGUUUCUGUCUCGUGUAGAGAAAAACCUCGGGUGGCGCACGUCGUGGAUCGGGCGAGAACUGGAGCGCCAAUGGAUGGACCAGGCGGCUUUGGAUUUCGCGGCCGAUUGAAAGUAUCUUUUGGCGACAAUCGCGCUUCUACCGCAGAAAACGGUUACGCACGACCAGCCGCACAAUCAAUUAGGGGCCUGGUGCACUGACCCUGGUCCAGGAGUCUCACGAUUUCGGUGUCAAGCGGAUGCGGAGCUCUCACUAGCGGCCGACGAUUGUUAGGAAAAAGGCCCCAAGAGAGCAUUUCAUGAAUGGAUGCAAGAACCAAAAUGGUUGCAAACACAGUUGGAGUGGCCAUGCCACAUGUCCGUUCACAUCCCUCGGUUCUAAACCUG